Caenorhabditis remanei is the source of this 1008-nucleotide messenger RNA. RefSeq lists its product as uncharacterized. The transcript has 5 exons. The record is from RefSeq and is a predicted model, not a curated record. Lineage: Eukaryota; Metazoa; Nematoda; Chromadorea; Rhabditida; Rhabditidae. The coding region runs from base 1 to 1008 and encodes 335 amino acids.
AUGAACGAGACGUGUAUUAUUCCUACCUCCGCUGUACUCCGAAAUCUUAGUCACGUCCUGGUAUGCCUAACAGCGCCGGUGUAUGUCAUCACUUGUUAUAUCCUGGUUUUCAAGUGUCCCCAAUUUUUCAACAGAUGCAUUUUCAUGGAGUACUUCAUGGACGUCAUCUGGCAACUCACCGUCGUUGUCCCCUACUCCUCUCUCUGCUCUACAGGCGUCGGCCACCAAUACCCGGUCCUUAUGUUCUCUGUUGUGGCAGCAGGGCUCUGUGCCACAGGGAUCUCUAUUAUGCAUAUGUUUGAGUACCGUAUGAAUGCGGUCACCGAUGAUUCUAUCAAACUUUUGAAGAAUUUGAUCACCGGUGUAAAGUACUAUCACUAUUUCAUGAUGACGUCAUGCAUGUGUCUUCUCGUCGCGUCGUAUGGUCAUUUGAGUGAUCAGAAAUCGUUCAAGGCUAGUGUGGAGAGGAAAUUCGGCCACCCGCUGCCCUCAUAUAUCUGGUGUGACAAUUGCAUGUUCAUCAACACCGAUUCCGUCACAGUUUUGAUAUUUGUCGGGUUAGCCGCUUCCAGCCAACCCUUUGCAGCUGUCUAUUUUGCCCUAUCUGUAUACGCUUCUAAGCGGGGACUCCAGAAAUUAAAGAAUUCAUUGUCACAGAGGACUAUAGCAAUUCAGAAGAAUUUUCUGAAUAGUUUGUACCUCCAAACCGCGGUUCACGUCAUUUUUAUAUCGGUUCCACUUGGAAUAUUUUUCGUGUCAUUUGUCAUACAGAUACCAAACAGUGCUAUGUACAUGAGUUAUAUCCUGGUGGCUAUGUGUACCCAACACGGAUCGCUAUCAACAUUGGCAUUGCUAAUGUCUAACAAGCCGCUAUACUCAGUUUUCACUAAAACCUUCCUCCGAAUGAAAAUAAACAUCCGUGGCGGGGACCGAGUGUCCGGUGUGGGUGUGGGUAUGGAUGCUUCCAGUUGGUACCGAUCAGCGAUUCCGCCGAAUGCUAUGAAAUAA